AUGUGGCUGCGGCUUGGCCCGCCCUCGCUGUCCCUGAGCCCCAAGUCCACGAUUGGCCGGAGCCUGUGCCUCACCCUGUGGUUCCUCAGCUUGGUGCUGAGGGCCAGUACCCAGGCCCCAGCACCCACAGUCAAUACUCACUUUGGGAAGCUAAGGGGUGCCCGGGUGCCACUGCCCAGUGAGAUCCUGGGGCCUGUGGACCAGUACCUGGGGGUGCCCUAUGCAGCUCCCCCCAUCGGCGAAAAACGUUUCCUGCCCCCUGAGCCACCCCCAUCCUGGUCGGGCAUCCGGAACGCCACACACUUUCCCCCAGUGUGCCCCCAGAACAUCCACACGGCCGUGCCCGAAGUCAUGCUGCCCGUCUGGUUCACUGCCAACUUGGAUAUUGUCGCUACUUACAUCCAGGAGCCCAACGAAGACUGCCUCUACCUGAAUGUCUAUGUGCCCACGGAGGAUGUAAAGCGGAUUUCCAAGGAAUGCGCCCGAAAGCCCAACAAGAAAAUUUGUAGGAAAGGAGGAUCCGGCGCUAAGAAACAGGGCGAGGACUUAGCGGAUAAUGACGGGGAUGAAGAUGAAGACAUCCGGGACAGUGGCGCUAAGCCUGUCAUGGUCUACAUCCAUGGAGGUUCAUACAUGGAAGGGACAGGCAACAUGAUUGACGGCAGUGUCCUCGCCAGCUAUGGCAACGUCAUCGUCAUCACCCUCAACUAUCGGGUUGGGGUGCUAGGUUUCCUGAGCACUGGCGAUCAGGCUGCCAAGGGCAACUAUGGGCUCCUUGACCAAAUCCAGGCCCUCCGCUGGGUGAGCGAGAACAUUGCCUUCUUUGGUGGCGAUCCCCGCCGUAUUACCGUCUUCGGCUCGGGCAUUGGUGCGUCCUGUGUCAGCCUCCUCACGCUGUCGCAUCACUCUGAGGGGCUUUUCCAGAGGGCCAUCAUCCAAAGUGGUUCUGCCCUGUCCAGCUGGGCCGUGAACUACCAGCCGGUGAAGUACACCAGCCUGCUGGCGGACAAGGUAGGCUGUAAUGUGCUAGACACGGUGGACAUGGUGGAUUGUCUUCGUCAAAAGAGUGCCAAGGAGCUGGUAGAGCAGGACAUCCAGCCAGCCCGCUACCAUGUGGCCUUUGGCCCUGUGAUUGAUGGCGACGUCAUUCCUGAUGACCCUGAGAUUCUCAUGGAGCAGGGCGAGUUCCUCAACUAUGACAUCAUGCUAGGUGUCAACCAGGGCGAGGGGCUCAAGUUUGUGGAAGGGGUGGUGGACCCUGAGGAUGGCGUCUCAGGCACUGAUUUUGACUACUCAGUCUCUAACUUUGUGGACAAUCUGUAUGGCUAUCCUGAGGGCAAGGACACCCUGCGGGAGACCAUCAAGUUCAUGUACACAGACUGGGCAGACCGUGACAAUCCGGAGACCCGCCGCAAAACACUGGUGGCGCUCUUCACUGACCACCAAUGGGUGGAGCCCUCGGUGGUGACCGCUGAUCUGCACGCCCGCUAUGGGUCACCUACAUACUUCUACGCCUUCUACCACCACUGCCAGAGCCUCAUGAAGCCUGCUUGGUCAGAUGCAGCUCAUGGGGACGAAGUACCCUACGUUUUUGGUGUCCCUAUGGUAGGCCCCACCGACCUCUUCCCCUGCAAUUUCUCCAAGAAUGACGUCAUGCUCAGUGCUGUCGUCAUGACCUACUGGACCAACUUUGCCAAGACCGGGGAUCCCAACAAGCCGGUCCCCCAGGACACCAAGUUCAUUCACACCAAGGCCAACCGCUUUGAGGAAGUGGCCUGGUCCAAAUACAAUCCCCGAGACCAGCUCUACCUUCACAUCGGGCUGAAACCAAGGGUCCGCGAUCAUUACCGGGCCACCAAGGUGGCCUUCUGGAAACACCUGGUGCCCCACCUAUACAACCUGCAUGACAUGUUCCACUAUACGUCCACAACCACCAAAGUGCCGCCCCCGGAUACCACCCACAGCUCCCACAUCACCCGCAGGCCCAACGGCAAGACCUGGAGCACCAAGCGGCCAGCCAUCUCCCCUGCCUACAGCAAUGAGAAUGCCCAGGGUUCCUGGAACGGGGACCAGGAUGCAGGGCCCCUCCUGGUGGAGAACCCUCGUGACUACUCCACCGAGUUAAGUGUCACCAUCGCCGUGGGGGCCUCCCUCCUGUUCCUUAACGUUCUAGCCUUCGCUGCCCUCUACUACCGCAAGGACAAACGGCGUCAGGAGCCCCUGCGGCAGCCCAGCCCUCAGAGGGGUGCUGGGGCCCCUGAAUUGGGAGCUGCUCCUGAGGAGGAGCUGGCAGCUUUACAGCUGGGCCCUACCCACCACGAAUGUGAGGCUGGUCCCCCCCACGACACACUGCGCCUCACUGCACUGCCUGACUACACACUGACCCUGCGUCGUUCUCCUGACGACAUCCCACUCAUGACACCCAACACCAUCACUAUGAUUCCCAACUCCCUGGUAGGGCUGCAGACAUUGCACCCCUACAACACCUUUGCCGCAGGGUUCAACAGUACUGGGCUGCCCCACUCACACUCCACUACCCGGGUAUAG
This is a messenger RNA of Lontra canadensis (Northern American river otter), 2547 nucleotides long. RefSeq names its product neuroligin-3-like. Gene Ontology annotation, molecular function: signaling receptor activity; neurexin family protein binding. Gene Ontology annotation, biological process: presynaptic membrane assembly; modulation of chemical synaptic transmission; synaptic vesicle endocytosis. The record is from RefSeq and is a predicted model, not a curated record. Gene Ontology annotation, cellular component: cell surface; synapse; postsynaptic specialization membrane. Lineage: Eukaryota; Metazoa; Chordata; Mammalia; Carnivora; Mustelidae.